Messenger RNA from Sphaeramia orbicularis (orbiculate cardinalfish), 2929 nucleotides. Its product is annotated as C-Jun-amino-terminal kinase-interacting protein 1-like. Gene Ontology annotation, biological process: JNK cascade; regulation of JNK cascade. The transcript has 12 exons. The record is from RefSeq and is a predicted model, not a curated record. Gene Ontology annotation, molecular function: MAP kinase scaffold activity; JUN kinase binding. Lineage: Eukaryota; Metazoa; Chordata; Actinopteri; Kurtiformes; Apogonidae. Gene Ontology annotation, cellular component: cytoplasm. The coding region runs from base 90 to 2375 and encodes 761 amino acids.
AGGAGGAGGAGCAGGAGGAGGAGGAGGAGGAGGAGGAGGAGGGAGGGAGGAAGCUGUCGCCUGUCAAAGGGGGAUCAACCUGUGCUGUCAUGGACAAAUAUCGACCAAAGAGACCCACCACCCUGGCUCUGUUCCCACAGCUGCCACAAGCCGGCACCCAGGACUCCAUCAACAACAACUCUUUAGGCAAGAAGGACAGCUGGAAGGACUCACGCUCUUCCUCCCCUCACAUCACAGGGGAUCUAACACCACCGGAUGUCCAACCCAAAGCUGAGGACAAAGUCCGGCACAGUACCCGCAGACCGGCCCCCAAACCCCCCACGGUCGCUGCAGCCAAUGGCAGAGCCCACAGCCAGACCGCCGCCGCCACGGCCGCCGCAGACGCACGGGCUCGGCCACGGGAACGACAGUCAUCAGGAGCCACACACACACAGUCCGCCGGCGCAGCGAGGAGUCAACGCAGAGGAGGAGGAGGAGGAGGAAGAGGAGGAGGAGGAGGAAGAGGGGGAGGAAGGGCAGCGAUGAGGGAGAGGAGUCUGGGAGACAUCAGAGGGAAGGAUGGAGUAACAGCCGGGAAGGAGGAGAAAAGAGCAGGCAGGCUGUGUGAAGGCAAAGAGAAAGACAAGAACGCACAUCAGAGGCCGAGGGAGGCCAAUGGACCCAAGAGUCGAAUGGCUGAUGGGAAAGGAAAAGUAGGCGCAAGGGUCGGAGGUCGAGGGGGCGGAGUCGGCGCCAAAGCAAACAUGUUGGCUCAACCUGAGGUUUAUCUGACAGCCAUGGUCGUCCCACGCACACCUGUAGCACCGAGGAACAAGGACAAGAACCAGGAACAAGGCCAAAACCAUGACAGGAGCCAGGAAAACCCCCCUGUCCUCUCGCGGUCCAGCAGCGAGGGGGGGUCAAACAGAAUGUCCCUGAGCUCAGAUACAGAGGCCCCCCCACCCGGGCCCCUGCAUCCUGCCCACCCCCACAGAACCAACCCAGACAUCAGUGAGGAGGAUGGAGAAGGAGAACCGACUCCAUGCUUCAAUGUCCACAACGGUCCACUUCACCACCUCGGAGCUGAGGAGGAGACCCACAUGGACUGUAGUAAACCUGAGGUGGAACCAGGAGGAGCAGGAGGCCACAAGGAUGAGGAGAACAACCAAGACGGUGUCACUCAGGGAGAUCCCACAGCCGGUUGGACUGUACCAAAGAGCGAAGCUACAGCCGGGUUGAGCUAUGACUCUGUUAAAUACACUCUGGUGGUCGACGAGCACGCUCAGUUGGAGCUGGUCAGCCUCAAGGACUGUUUACACAGCUACAACGAGCGCAAUGACGACAGCGAUGCAGAGACCGUCUAUCAGUCAGCCAAUGAGGAGGAAGACCCUGAGUAUGAAGAGGAGAGGAAGAGGAAGGAGGAGACAAAGAAGCAAGAGAGAAGGAAAGAGGAGGAGAAGAGGAGAAAGGAGGAGGAGGAGCUAAGGAAGAGAAGGGAGGAGGACCUGAGGAGGAGGAGGGAGGAAGAGGUGAAAAGAAGGAGGGAGGUGGUGGCGAGGAUAUGCAAACAGUCCAAGGUAACGUCGACCACAACCUCAGAGGAAGACGAGUCCAAUGGAGGAAGGGGCGGAGCUCCGCGAAGCAGGAAGUUUCUCAAUCUGUUUGGCAACGAGAGCAGCCAUUACAGCGCUACCGGUGCAGGUUCCUUUGGCGUGUUCUCCUGCCUUUUGGACGGCGUAGAGAGACAGCAGACCCACAGAGCCGUCUACAGGUUUGUCCCCCGUCAUGCAGACGAGCUGUACCUGGAGACGGACGACCCCGUGUUGAUCCUGAACCAGUGUGAGGACCUGUGGUGUCAGGGUUACAACAUGAGGACCGGAGCCACCGGCAUCUUCCCUGCAUUCUACGCCGUCAAGAUGGACAAAGAUAAUAACAAAGUCCACAAAGAUGGUUGGAUGGAACAGUUCAUGGUGCGGUUCCUGGGUUCGGUUCAGGUUCCGAUCCACAAAGGCAGCGACGUGCUGUGUGCUGCAAUGCAGAAGGUGGCGUGUAACCGGCGGUUGGCGGGUCAACCCCCGUCCCCGUGUGUCCUGGAGGUCAGUGUGAAGGGGGUGAAGAUCAUCGUCCAGGACCAGUGUCACUCUGCACACAGGGGCGACCAGUGUUUCCAUUUCUUCCAGUUAAAGAACAUCUCGUUCUGUGGAUGUCAUCCAAAACACAGCAAGUAUUUCGGUUUCAUCACCAAACACCCAGACCAACAGCGCUUUGCCUGUCAUGUCAUGAUGUCAGAGACAACUCUACAUCCUCUGGCUGAAUCUGUCGGGAGGGCGUUCCAGCAGUAUUACAAGGAACAUAUUGGCUACUCGUGUCCCACCGAAGACAUCUUCAUUGAAUAACACCCGUCCCAUGUCCCACAUUAUGUACUGACUUGUCACUGCGUGCAUGUAAGUCUGGUCUGGUGCCUCAGACUGGACCACUGCUACAGUAUUACCUUUGUCAGACUAUUUGCAUGGUGGAUUUCUGUUUUCUUAGCUGCGUCCAGUGAUACAGCGAGCUUUUCCUUCCUUUGGCCAUGUCACAUAUAAAUACCUCUAUGAAUGGAUGGGAUUACAUGAGACCUACCCGAAAUCAAACAUCACAUAUGGAUGCAUUUUAUUGGCUUUCAAAUGAUGACCCUAUACAUUAUAGCACACAGAUACUGGAUGUAAGGAGAGCCCUACGUACAUCUAGUGUGUCAAAGGCUUUACAUGAGGAGUCGGUUUAAUGACAGAAGGUUUAGAAAUAAACCUUAAGUACAUUUUGAGUUUGUGUCCAGUGCCAGCACUUGGUUUAGUUCAGAAUCCACAUAUAGACCUAUAAGAUCAGGAGUAAACCAGUAAAAUAAUUACGUAAUAAUAUAUAAAUAAUGGCAACUCCAAAGUUUUCUCUAUGGUUUAAAGUGAAAAAAGUA